GGUCGAUUAUAGAGGAUAGACCUCCAGAGUCCAGUCCUCCAUGUAUAGAACAAUUAACUUUUUUAUUAUUUAAAAAAUAGUAAAUAAUUAUUUAAUUAGUUAAUGUUUUUAAAGCAACCGAAAAAAAGAUUCCUUGUUGACCGAUACCAUCCAAAUGCCCUCCCUGGCCCUCCCGGCUCCCAUCCUUGAUCUGCCUUGGGCCCUUGGCCCUUGAUCCUGCGAACCACUGCGAACAUCCCGGGUUGGCAAGUUGGCAACUCUGGUCGGCCGUCGGGCUCGGGACAGCGGGAGUGACUGUCAUAGUGUCAACUGUGUCAUACCUGUCAUAACUCAUAACUGUAAACUGGUCAUAACUCCAGGUCUCCACAUAACAUAGGCUACAAUUUACCUUUGACAUUGUAAAUUGUAUAGUUCAACUGUUCAAUCCAGUUUUAACCAAGGGCAACAAAGUUAACAUUUGUGAUCAAGAAGGUGAGAUGACUCCACAAAUACCAACACCAAGUUCAGCACAACCACAAUUUGGCGCACCAACUGGUGGUCAACCCGGUCUACAACAAGCAACACAAGGACAAACAAGUGGACAACCAGCUGAUCAAGAACAUCGUAAAUUAGUUCGACAACAACUUGUACUAUUAUUGCAUGCACAUAAAUGUCAAAUACGUGAACGUUCAGCAACAAAUGGUGAAUCAUGGCGUUGUACAUUACCACAUUGUAAAACAAUGAAAAAUGUAUUGACACAUAUGACAACAUGUGAAGACGGUAAAGAAUGCUCAAUGCCACAUUGUAGUUCAUCUAGACAAAUAAUAACACAUUGGAAACAAUGUCUAAACACUGAUUGUCCUGUAUGUUUACCAUUAAAAACAGCAUUAACUCACCUUAAUGCAAAAACAGCUGGUGGUUUGAGACAAGCACUCAUGCCAUCAUUUGAAAAAUUAUACAGACUUGUACCAGAAUCAUUACCAUUUCGUCAACCAGUUGAUCCACAAGCACUUGGCAUUCCAGAUUAUUUUGAUAUUGUUAAAAAACCCAUGGAUUUAUCAACAAUUAAAAAAAAACUCGAUGCUGGAAAAUACAGAGCUCCAUCGGAAUAUUUUCAUGAUGUAUGGUUGAUGUUUGAUAAUGCAUGGCUUUAUAAUAACAAGACAUCACGUGUUUAUAAACAUUGUACAAAAUUGUCAGAAGUAUUUACCGAAAUCAUUGGACCGGUUAUGGAGUCAUAUAGUUAUCGUCAUGAAAAAACAGAGCAGUCAUGAAGAAUUUGAUACCAACUGGAACAAAAGAUUGCUGAUCAAACAAGAGCCAAUCAAUUACAGAGAAUAAUAUAAUU
This is a messenger RNA of Aphidius gifuensis, 1327 nucleotides long. Its product is annotated as histone acetyltransferase p300-like. Lineage: Eukaryota; Metazoa; Arthropoda; Insecta; Hymenoptera; Braconidae. The record is from RefSeq and is a predicted model, not a curated record. Gene Ontology annotation, biological process: positive regulation of transcription by RNA polymerase II. Gene Ontology annotation, cellular component: transcription regulator complex; histone acetyltransferase complex. The transcript is spliced from 3 exons. Gene Ontology annotation, molecular function: transcription coactivator activity; protein binding; histone acetyltransferase activity. Bases 477 to 1253 code for a protein of 258 amino acids.